UCAACACACCAGCGGAGGGAAAAAGGUAAGAAUGAAAAAUACUUAGGAGAAGCAAAGACAGUCAUUAGAACAAGGGGAAGAAAGGCAGCAUUUCUUAAACCAUGGCUACUGUUUAGAUUAAUAGGAAGAGACCGGAUAACUGGAACGGAAAAUGGCUCCUUCAGCGACCUUUGGCGUGCACAGUGCCAUCCCCGAGAAUGAACCUUAAAAAUGGAUAUGCUCAAAAUAUUCAUCAAGGAAAGAGGGAGCCGGCAGCUGACAGCCAGUUCAGAGAGAAGCAAUGUCUAUGUACUAACAACCUGCAAACGGGAUAUGCUAGAAUAAGAGACCUUCAAGCAAACUCACCUGAAACAACACUGUUGACAGACAAUUGCAGAGCUUAAAAAUGCCACUUUUUGGCUGGAUGAAAUGGUCAAAAACUGAUUCCUGCAAACCCACAAGAUGUCCUGGAUCAGAAGUAGUUACAAAAACCCUAUUGAGGGAGUUGAAAUGGCACCUGAAAGAGCGUGAAAGACUAGUGCAAGAGAUUGAAAAUGAACAGAAAGUCCAGAAAACGGGCAUGGAUUACAACUGGCUCAAGAACCAAAACCCUCAAGCAACAAUUCCAGCUACUGAGCAACGGCAGCUCGAAGUUCUGUGCUCACAAAUCCAGCCUUGCCAAACAGGAACUGUUCUCAGCAGAUUUCGUGAAGUUUUGGCAGAAAAUGAUGUUUUACCCUGGGAAAUAGUCUACAUAUUCAAGCAGGUUUUAAAAGAUUUUCUUACCACCACUGAGAGAGAAAACCAAGCAGAGCAGCUGGUAGAUGCAUGGAAUACAAAUUGCUCUGAACAUUUCAGUCCGCAUGGCAACAGCUCCAACAAGUCGGACAAAGAUGAAAUCCCCACGGUUUCAAGUUAUGUCGACAAAAACACACAAAGCAUGUUUCCCACCUUCUCUCACAGAAUCUGGAAUCUACCCUAUUACUACCCAUCAAGUUAAGUUGGUUUGUGUUACUUUCAAAAAGUUAUGUAGCCACCCGCAUUCCUUUCUUGUAAUUGCCAUCCAGACACAUAAGAGUAAGAAAUGUGACAUGCUCCCCUUUUUAUUCCAAGUUCAGAUAUUAAAAUCCUUUGUAAUAGCUAGUAUGCAGUAACUUUAAGUAUCAACUCACCUUUUAUUGUUAUAGCUUCUUAGAGCUGUUGUGUUUGAAGCCAUCUUUUAAUCAAAAAUGUAGAUGUUUCUGAAAAAAACUCUGAAGCAUCUUAAUUUUUAGCCACAUAGAGCUAGAAGUAUUUAAACAACAAAAAAAGAUUGCUUUCCAUAUUUUGAAACAGCAUCAAUCCACAGUGUUAGACAAAAACUUCUGUGUUUGUCACAUAGCUUUUAGGCUCUAUAGGAACUUUAUACUGUGUAAAAGAAAUGAUUUAAUAUAAUUAUCAGUUGUAUCAAAUAAACUGGUAAAUACUU
Messenger RNA from Corvus hawaiiensis (hawaiian crow), 1447 nucleotides. RefSeq names its product RD3 like (gene RD3L). The coding region runs from base 386 to 979 and encodes 197 amino acids. Lineage: Eukaryota; Metazoa; Chordata; Aves; Passeriformes; Corvidae. The transcript is spliced from 4 exons. The record is from RefSeq and is a predicted model, not a curated record.